AUGCGUAAUCCUUUUGCCAUCAAUGAAGGUAUACAUGGCCCAGCACCCAAACAGAUCUAUGGAUGGAGGCCAUAUGCAUUAGCAUGCUCCUCAUCGUGGGCCGCUGCCAUGUUUGGCUACGACUCGGCGUUCAUCGGCUCGACUCUUACCUUGACCUCGUUCAAGAACGACUUUGGACUUGGCGGCGAAGCGGCGACCAGACUAAGCUCAAACAUUACCUCUAUAUUCCAAGCUGGUGCCUUUUUCGGUGCCAUCUUUGGGUUCGUGAUUGCUGAGAAAUGGGGCCGUAAACCCAACCUGAUUGUGUCGAGCCUGGUCUUUCUCCUCGGUGCCCUUCUGCAGACGUUCUGCAAGGGUUCAUCUCAAAUCGGGAUGAUGUAUGCUGGCCGUAUCCUCACAGGCAUUGGCGUCGGCGCCAGUUCUCUUAUCAACCCCAUUUAUAUUUCCGAGUCAAGUCCUGCUGCGAUUCGUAGGCGUAUGAUUGGAAUCUUUGAGAUCUUCCUUCAGAUUGCCAGUCUCUGCGGCUUCUGGGUGACAUAUGGUGUCAACCAGGGUCUGCCAUCAAGUACAAUGCAGUGGCGCAUUCCGUUUGCUGUACAGACUAUUCCGGCCGGAUUUUGUGUAAUCUGCAUGGUCUUCAUGGUUGAGUCGCCUCGAUGGCUGGCCAAGAAACGUCGGUACGCGGAGGCACUCGAGACUCUGGCCUGGCUACGCCAUCUACCUGCCGACCAUGUAUACGUCCAGGAAGAAAUGACACUGAUUCGCACCUCGCUUGGGUCAGAGUCCGAAAAUUUCGGAAGCGCAUCCAACGCGCUCAGCCUGAACGCCUUGCGCGGCGCCUGGGCAGAACUAUGGAGCCCCUCGAUGCGCUUUCGUGUCGGGUUCGCCAUGGCCAUGAAGUGGAUGAGCAACGUGUCUGGUGUCAAUGCCCUCAACUACUAUACUCCAGUCAUCUUCAAAUCCCUCGGCUUCAGCGGCGCCUCGGUCUCGCUGCUGGCCACGGGCAUUUACGGGGUUGUGAAAAGCCUGGUCACGGUCAUAUUCCUCUGGUUCAUGGUGGACCGCUGGGAACGUCGCCCGUUCCUCCUGAUCGGAACCGGCAUCAUCAUGGUCUGCAUGUUCUACUUGGGUGCGUACAGUCGCAUCUCGCACUCGUUCGAGACGUCGCCGCCCCGUGACGGUGGCGCCUACACGGCCAUUGUUCUGACCUAUGUUUAUGCCGCCGCUUAUUGCAUCAGCUGGAAUGCGGCCCCUUGGGUUUUUGCAGCCGAGGUGUUUCCAACCAACAUUCGCACGCUGGGCAUGCUGGUUGCUGUGCUCAACCAGUGGCUAGCCCAGUUUGUUAUAGUCUAUGCGAUCCCCUAUAUGAUUGCCGACAUUUCGUACGGCAUCUUCUUCUUCUUUGGCGCUUGCAUCACCGUCAGUGGCCUGGCCGUGUACUUGUUGAUGCCCGAAACCAAAGGCUUCCCGCUCGAGGAUAUGCAUUACAUCUUUGAGAAUGGACAUUGGUUCGCUCCAAGAAUGAGAGCCGCUGCCGAGGAGCUACAGGCAGAGCAGAAUCGCAUGCGGGAGAUUGAGGCGAACAAGCCUAUAGUCGAAGAGAUCCCAUAA
Messenger RNA from Pestalotiopsis fici W106-1, 1611 nucleotides. RefSeq lists its product as uncharacterized. Lineage: Eukaryota; Fungi; Ascomycota; Sordariomycetes; Amphisphaeriales; Sporocadaceae. The record is from RefSeq and is a predicted model, not a curated record. The transcript has 3 exons. Bases 1 to 1611 code for a protein of 536 amino acids. Gene Ontology annotation, molecular function: carbohydrate:proton symporter activity. Gene Ontology annotation, cellular component: membrane. Gene Ontology annotation, biological process: transmembrane transport; carbohydrate transport.